This is a messenger RNA of Coniosporium apollinis CBS 100218, 639 nucleotides long. RefSeq lists its product as uncharacterized. The transcript has a single exon. Gene Ontology annotation, molecular function: nucleotidyltransferase activity. NCBI's taxonomy places the organism in Eukaryota, Fungi, Ascomycota, Dothideomycetes. Gene Ontology annotation, biological process: Mo-molybdopterin cofactor biosynthetic process. The coding region runs from base 1 to 639 and encodes 212 amino acids. The record is from RefSeq and is a predicted model, not a curated record.
AUGGAACUACCGGAAGGCCUUCAGCCUCUGCUCCUCGCCGGAGGCCUAUCAUCUCGAAUGGGGACGCCUAAGCACCUUCUCCCUUUCAAAGACGGGGAACCGGUUUACAAGCAUCUACUUCGCCAGCUACGGGAGGCAUGCCCCAAUGCCAAGAGUGUAUUCGUAUCUCUACGAGACCCUCAGCAGAUGUCUGGUCUGACCGCCGUUCCUGGCAUCGCCACGGAAAUCCUACAUGACGGUUUCUGGCACCAAGAACAGUACCGCCAAGGCCCAGAUAUUGGACCAGCGGCGGGACUUCUGGCCGCACACAAACACUCACCGCAUUCGCAUUGGCUAGUACUCGCUUGCGACUAUCCCUUCGUGACCACUGCUGCGCUUAUCCACCUGAAUGAGCAGUUCGAGGAGCCUCUGACGUGCUUCAAGAACGAGAAGGGUUUCGUAGAGCCGCUGAUUGCCAUCUGGAGUCCUCAAGCCUUGAGACAGCUUGAAGACAAUGUACGUCACGGAAUGACUGGACCGACAAGAGCUGUGAAGAUGCUUGACACGAAGGCAAUAUCGCCCCUUGAGCCACGAACGCUAAUGAACACAAACACAAAGGAAGAGUGGGAUAAAGCUAUAGGGCUUGCUGGCAUUAUUUAA